This is a messenger RNA of Populus trichocarpa (black cottonwood), 1993 nucleotides long. RefSeq names its product probable terpene synthase 3. The record is from RefSeq and is a predicted model, not a curated record. NCBI's taxonomy places the organism in Eukaryota, Viridiplantae, Streptophyta, Magnoliopsida, Malpighiales, Salicaceae. Bases 82 to 1734 code for a protein of 550 amino acids. Gene Ontology annotation, molecular function: terpene synthase activity; magnesium ion binding. The transcript is spliced from 7 exons. Gene Ontology annotation, biological process: diterpenoid biosynthetic process.
CAACCCAUGCUAUUUGAUCAUAUCUAGCCUUAAACACCGGACUCAGUUUCUUAAAUCUUGUUGCAUAGUUUCACCUAAGAGAUGGCCCUUCAAGAAUCAACCCCAAAAGCUCAAUUUCGCCGAACAGCAGAGUUUCAUCCUUCUGUAUGGGGUGAUUACUUCAUCAACAAGACUCCUUGUGAUGAGAUGCUAUUCAGCGCUUGGAUUAAGGAAGUUGAGGUGCUGAAAGAAGAAGUGAGGACCAUGGUUACAAGCGCCACUCUAAAACCAUCAGAAAAGCUGAAGUUGAUGGACAUUGUCCUUCGGCUAGGCAUUGGUUACCAUUUUGAAGGAGAAAUUAAUGACAUAAUAGAGCACGCAUACAAUACUUAUCAUGGCAACAACUUCGACGAUGACCUCUUUACAGUUGCUCUUCGAUUUCGAUUACUUAGACAGUAUGGAUACAAUGUUUCAAGUGAUAUUUUCAACGAGUUCAAGGACGGAAAAGGCAACUUCAAGGACAAUCUUAUUGAUGAUGUGGAAGGCUUGCUAAGUUUAUAUGAAGCUUCUUUCCUCGGUGGUCAUGGAGAAGAUACGCUAGAUAAAGCUCUUUCCUUUUGCAAAACUCACCUCGAGUCCGCGGUUGCUCAUCUGGUCUCUCCUCUUGCUGACAAAGUAAGUCAUGCUUUGAAGCGGCCUCUCCUCAAAGGCGUACCAAAGCAUGAGCAAUGGCACCACAUCCUUAUCUACCAGCAAGACGAAGCUUGCACUGGAGCUGUUCUAAAGCUAGCAAAGUUGGAUUUCAAUGUAGUGCAAAAGUGCUACCAGGACGAGCUGAGGAUUAUCUCUAGGUGGUGGAUAGACUUGGACUUUGCUACAAAGCUACCCUUUGCUCGAGACAGGGUGAUUGAGUGCUUUUUUUGGGGACUGGGAGCAUUUCUUGAGCCACAAUUUGUACUUGCAAGGAGGUUCAUAACAAAAGUACUUAUAUUUUUGUCCAUAUUGGAUGACAUAUAUGAUGUGCACGGAACGAUUGAAGAACUUGAGCUUUUCACCGAAAAGAUUGAAAGGUGGGAUACUAGCAUGGAAGAUCUGCCAGAUUACAUGAAAUUGUUUUUUGAGGCAUUAAUUGGUUUCUUCGAUGAAAUUGAGCAAGAGACAGGGAAGGAAGGAAGACCAUACUGCGUGCACUACUCUAGAGAAAUGUUGAAGAAUCAAGCAAGGGCCUACCUUAUUGAAGCCAGAUGGUUCAACCAAGACUGUGUUCCACAACUGGAGGAAUACAGGCGUGGUGGUGUGUAUACUUCUUGUUAUCCUAUGGCCGCAGUGGCAUGGUUAUGUGGGAUGGCAGAAACAGGUUCAAAGGAGGUAUUUGAGUGGAUGUUAAAAAAUCCUAAAAUCGUGGUUGCCUCAUCUGAUAUCGGUAGGCUCAUGGAUGACAUUACAUCCCAUGAGUUUGAGCAAGAAAGAGGACAUGUUGCGUCAGCUGUUGAGUGCUGCAUGAAGCAAUAUGGUGUUUCAAAGAAAGAAGCAUAUGACAUGUUGAACAAGAUGGUUGAAAGUGAUUGGAAAGACAUAAAUGAGGAGCUUCUCAAGCCAUCUACUGUUCCUAGGCAAGUCUUGAUACUUAUGCUUAAUCUAGCUCGUAUCAUAGACGUUGUAUACAAGGAUUAUGAUGGCUAUACAGAGGCCAAGAACGCGACGAAGGAAAUGCUGACUGCUUUCCUCGUAGAUCCCCUUCCAGUUGUAGCAUGAUGGUGUUGCCUUAUGAUAAUAAAUAUACAAAUUGGUAUAAAUAAUUGUCCGGUUUGUUUCAAACAAACCUUUAGAAGAAAAAUCACGCAGGUGUUAACUCCAUUGGAGCUACCAGUUAGAUCCCCAUGUCGCAUGCAGCUGGGAACCUGCGGUGAUUGUUUCAUUAAUUAAUUUACGUAUUUUCUAAUAUUGUACUUCCUUUUCCUUGCUUUUGGGUAAAUUAUAAUAAAGUCCCAUGAUCCAUUGGAUUUUUCGAAAA